GUGAACAUCCUCCCUCUCUCUUGUACCUGCCCUACCUGUCCACCCGGACACAACCCAACCCUGCCUCUCUCUUGUGGGAUCGAGAUCACGCAUUUCGCCGAAACGCUCGUCCUCCUUCCGAGAGAGCCGCAACACAAAAAGCGAGGAGACCACCCUUCGUACCGCAGGUCAGCCUGGCAUGAACCAUGGUACAAAUCAACGUACUCAGCAAGCGACGAAUUACCUUGCUCCAGAUCCGGGCUUCUCGAUGGCGGCCAACGAUGUGUUCGGGAUUCAUCAGCUGCACUUGCAGCAGCAACGGCAGAUUUCCGAGCUGACCGCGCGCUGCCAUGAGCUUGCUGAAGCACAGGCCGAGGCACAGCGGGCGAGUGCUGCUGAGAUCUGCCUCCUCAAAUCGCAAGUGAACGAGCUCAAGAACCAGGUCGAAAUAUUCCGGGCGGAUAGCAGGCAGGCUGCAGCUGAAGCAGCUUGUAGACCGUUCCCUAUCUCAGGGUUGACGCGGAUAGCAUCCGGUGCGAAUGGUCGUGGGAACACCGCAGUUGCGGACACGUACAACCCCCUUGCAUUUGUCAACACCGCGGGCGCGGCAGCGUACACUGAUCACAUUCCCCUCGAGGACAGGGAAGCGAUCAGGCAUAUUGAGACGGAUGGUGAUGACGAUGAUGACUUCUCGGACCACGAGCUCCCCCUCUCACCCAACUCCGUUAACACCGUGGCAUCGAGAAUCUGUUUCGGCUGGGAUGGCAAGCAAGAACCACGCGCUCAACAGGACGGCGAGGAACCUCGCGAGCCACGGCUUUGUGGAGAGGCCCGUCUGGCGCCUCGGUCAACUUCAGCAGCGGCAGACGAACAGGCUGUGAUCCCUAGGCUUGCCGGUGUGAAGACGGAAGCCGAAAGCGCCCUGAGAGAUCACCGUGGGCGCGAUGUUCAAGCCUCGGGGAGCCCAUUGCUCAACAGCGUUGAGGCUAGCACGAGCCAAGCCCCGACGAAUCCAAUCACAAGCACAUAUAUCGUGAGCGACUCAACCAACAACUCAACUGGUCUAUCGGACCCUAUCGCCCAACGUGACGCUCCCGACGUGGAGACGGGGGAGAAGAGUGACACCUUCAGCGCUUCAGAGGCUGAAGAUACUCGCUCAAUCCCCCGCGACAGGUACCGGCAUUGUACAUUUUGCAGCGUAUGCGAGAAACCCCGCACAGAACCAAAGGCAGUGGCCAAGUGCGAGGCAUGCCCUCGCAUCUUGUGCCGCAAGUGCGCAGGCCGCGAGGGCGAGACAUUGCCCAAAGCGAGACGAAGGACUCAAGAGUUCCCCAAACCCAAGAAGGGCAAGGACCCGCAGGCUCACCUGCUGAAGCAUAUUGUAAGGCAUGGACAUGAUGUGGACCUUGGCACCAUGGAAAAGAGAUUGUUCAAGAAGAAGCAGUACCAGUCCCCUCGAGGUCAGCCAAAGUUCAGAACAGAUCUGGAAAAAUUUUGGGUCAAGUGCUGGAAGUAUGCUGGCUACAAGGCAGGCAGCAGCGACGACCGCGCCGGUCACCGACACAACAAACACGAGCAUGUGCUGUCGGCACCAAAGUGCUCCGAUCUCGACGAAUUUGUGCCUAAACGUCGCCUACCCGCCAUCAAAUUGAAGCCGUGUCCAAUCUACAGCUGGGUUGACAGUCUUUCGACACUGGAGUAG
Messenger RNA from Ectocarpus sp. CCAP 1310/34, 1681 nucleotides. Lineage: Eukaryota; Phaeophyceae; Ectocarpales; Ectocarpaceae. The record is from the annotation of a GenBank genome assembly.